Messenger RNA from Stegodyphus dumicola, 3957 nucleotides. RefSeq names its product zinc finger MYND domain-containing protein 11-like. NCBI's taxonomy places the organism in Eukaryota, Metazoa, Arthropoda, Arachnida, Araneae, Eresidae. The record is from RefSeq and is a predicted model, not a curated record. Gene Ontology annotation, molecular function: transcription corepressor activity; DNA binding. Gene Ontology annotation, biological process: regulation of transcription elongation by RNA polymerase II; regulation of signal transduction. Gene Ontology annotation, cellular component: nucleus.
AAGAAUCUCUAAGCCUCAAAGAAAUCAAAGAAUCUUUGCCUCAAUGAAGUGCGGUGAACUGUUGAAAUAUAUCAAAACAUUGAGCGACGCUAAACAACUAAAUUCAGCUCAUAUUUGUCAUGGUGAAAAUUGAACUUUGUAGGGAUUUUAAGAGUUGGGUUAGGGUAUUUGAGUCUGGUUGAGUAUUGUUUGAAUUGUUAAUGGGUAUCGGCGUAAAUCUUUCAUUGUGUGACUUUUAUGAACGGAUCAUUUCCAUGAGGAUCUGUGGCACGAAUGAUUUCUUCAUCACUCAAAAUUGGUUCAUUGUUUUUUGCAUUUAUGCUCUGGAAGCUCAUAUUGACUGUUGUUUUGUAUCUUUUUAUCUUUUGAAUUAUGCCUAUGAAUUUAUCACUGGUUGUAAUCAAAAUAUAACUAAACCAAUGGCUGUCAAGAGACGACAAGGGUGUCCACAAACUGCUUUACAUUUGUGGGAUGCUAUUGCUUAUAUACGGCAGCAAAAGCAGAUUCCAAAUUUUGACAGAUUGGCAGCUUAUAUGAAAAGAGUUUACAAUUUAAAUGAAACAGAUCUAGAGCGGCAACUAAAAUUUGCUAUUCACGAUGGACUUAUACGUGUAAAAAAGAGUGUUGGUUGCAAAGGUUCAAAAGUUGGAAUUGAGCAAGAUGGUUACCGUGUACCUGAAGAAAUAAAAGAAAAAGAUGGACAUGAUUGGUAUUGCUUUGAAUGUCACAGAGGGGGAGAAGUUAUCUUAUGCACUUCUUGUCACCGAGUUUAUCAUGAAGUUUGCCUAACUGAUGAUAUAAAUUCUGGAAAUUUUAUUUGCCCUGUUUGUAAACAGAAUUCUGAGAAGUUUUAUUUGGAUUUGAAGAAAACUGAAUUGAACAUUUUACUAGGUUUCACAUGUAUAAGACUAAAAGAAAAGACAAGGGAAUUGCAUCGAAUACCUCAUCCAGAUGAUGAGAAAUGGCGUUAUAAUUUCCUUAUAUAUGAACCUAUGGAUUUAGUUGCUAUGGAGGACAAAAUGAAGGCUAAUGAAUAUUCCUCAUUAGGAGAUUUCUACACAGAUGCCCAACAGAUAGUUCACAAUGUUGUAAUAUAUUUUGGGAUGCACAGUCGAAUUGCUAAAAUGGCACGCCAAAUGCUAGGUGACUGUGAAUAUGACUUACAAGAAAUUAUCCAGUGCCGUAGUUGUUAUAAAAUGUCCAAUAUGAAGCACAACCCUUCUUGGUUUUGUGAACCAUGUGAUCCACCACAUGAAUUGGUAUAUGCAAAAAUUAAAGGUUUUCCUUAUUGGCCAGCAAAAGUUAUCAAAAAGCAUGAAAAUACAUAUGAUGUUCGUUUUUUUGGAGCUUUUCAUCAAAGGGCCCUUGUCAAUGAAGAAUUUGUGAAACCUAUCACUACUAGUUAUCAGAAAUUAAAUGUUAAGAAAACUGCAUCAUUUGAUAGAGCUUAUUCUGAACUCAGCCAUCACCAGGAACUGAUUGCCAAGUUCCUGAAGAAACAAUCCCUCAAAUGCUAAUUACAGACUGCUAAACUAAAUGAGAACAAUAACAAUACAGAAAGUGACUCAACACAGGAUUCGUACAGUUCCUCUAGAUCAAAAAUCCCAACAUCACGGAAGCGUAAGUCUGCUUCUGUGCACGUAAAACCAGCAAGUGUUAAAAAGCCUGUCGGUGUUCCUGUUAAGAAAAACAAAAAGUUUUAUCAAGAAUCUCCUACAUCAUCAUCGCCAAAAAGUUCAUCAACUCAGGAUGUAAUUCCGGAGGACCAUAAUUUAGUUUCAUCAUCGAGUCAAGACACUUCUGUUUUUCAUGUCUCUGUUGCUGUUCAAACAACUGAAGAGCUUUUAGUCUCUGAUGUGGAGAUGCCUGAAAAGAGUAAAGAAGAUUCAAAUGAUAAAAUGAAAAAAGCAUGUGAUUGUAGUAGAAGGUACGAUAAACUUUUAAAAGAUCUUCGCAGUCAGUUAGAUGAGGAACAUAAAGAAGAUAAAGCCAAAGCCUUGAAAGAAUUUUCUGAUAAGCUUCGAAUUGAAAUGGAGAAUGAAAAACAGAAAAAUCUAACAACAGCUGUGGAAAAGCUCCAGCAAGACCACAAGGAAGCUCUACGUAAAAUGGAAGAACAAAAGAAGACAGCUCAUCAGCAAGAAAUAAGAAAAUUAAUUGAACAGCACAAUUUAGAAAUUUCAGAAAUCAAGAAAAAGCAAUGGUGUUACAACUGUGAGGCUGAAGCUAUAUAUCAUUGCUGCUGGAAUACAUCAUACUGUAGUGUCGAAUGUCAGCAAGUUCACUGGCACAAGGAGCAUAAACGUACAUGUCGACGAAAGCGGUAAUGCUGGAGAAAAUAAGAUCAAAGAUAAAAAACUGUUCGUACAUUGUAUUCAUAUGCAUAUAUAUUCCUUCAUAGAGCACUUUUGUUUCAUCAGAGAGGAAGCUUUCAUUGUAGUUAAAAACAUCUGGUUGUUGGGAUUUUCUGUUUUCAUGUUGGUGCAAAGAAAAUCAAAGCUAUUUUACAGUAAAAUGCCUUAACAUCUUGUUAAAUUGUUACUGUACAGAGAAAAAUGUAUCAUAUUCAAAGGUUUAAAUAUUUAAAAGAUGCCAUGUUAGUCUUUUUUAAGAAGGAAAUGCAAAUAAUAUUAUGAUGAAUCUAUUAUUAUGUAUUUAUAAGAAGUUUUAUAAUAUGUAAAUGUUAUAAAAUUCUAAUAUUCUAAGUAUUUAAAAUUGGUGAGAAAUUAUGGCCUUCUAAAUGAUAUUUACUGUGUAUCAUUUUUAGUUAUAAUUUAUGCUAUUUCUUUCUAUUGCAUGAAUUUCUGCAAUUUUAAUCUUGAAUUCUAAGUUAUAUUUAAUUGCUGUGUUAGUAAUCUAUUUAUAAGCUUUAUAGUUUUUAUGUUAAAGUAUAUUCCUUUUUGAAUAUGAUUGGCAUUUGUAAUUAGCAUAGUUUCAUAAAAUAUGCGUUUGUAUAUUUAUGAUUUAUAUGUUUUAAGUUACAGUACUCGCCUGUUGGAUAUUUUGGAUAGAAUGUAAAUAUUCUUGCUAAUAAUAAUUUUACCUGCGAAUCUUUAGGUUUUUAUAUUAGAUGAAAUAUGUAAAUUAAAACUACAGCUUUCUUAUUUUCCAAAUGUGGAAAAAUUUGCUUUUUUUGCUUUGAAUGUAUUUUGUGUAUUUAUUUUUGAGGUAAAGUUGUCCAUGUUGAAAUUCAAAGUAUUGUUAAAUUUAAGCUUGGAACAAAAUUCCAAGUUACUGUUUUUUUAAUGUUUUUGUAUUUGUUGAAUUUAAAGGGCAUUUAGUUUUUACUGGAUGAUUAUUAGGGAAUACCUACCAAAGUUAACAAAAAGCAAAAUCAAAAUAAUACAAUUAAAUUGUUGUGUCCAAAACUUAUUUCUAUGAUGUUAUUUGUAUAAAACUUCCUUUUUUGUGUUUUUAUAUUGGGAUUUAUAGAAAAUCAGGAGAAAAUAUUUUAAACUAGAACUUAGAACUGUAUUUAUCUUUUUUUUUUAAAUCAGUAUUAUUAGUAUAAUUAAGUUGAAUCAUUUCUUGACCAUUUUGAGUUUUGAUGUUAGGUGCAUAUUUUAUAUGAUUUUUUACUGAUAAGAUAGUUAAAGUUUUAAGUUUUUAAAUUUUAGCAAAUAUAUUUUGUGCCAAUGUAAAGCACAUAGUCUAUGUUUGUUUCCUGAAAUUAAAUAACAGUCUAUAUUCAAGGUGCUGAAAUCAAAACUUUUAUUACUUUGUUUAUAUAGUAUUUGCAUGUCCAGUAGUUGUAGAUCAUUUUGGAAAAGGAAAAGGGGGGAAGGAAAAUGCAUUCUUUUCUUAAUAUCGUAGAUUUGCAGCAUGUAUGACAAAUUUUAUCUGAGAGGAUUAACACUUUUUGUAAAUAAAUCAAAAGUUGAACCACAAAUCUCAUACAUUAUUGUAAAUAUGCAUCACCAUUAAAACAUUUUGCAAUAAAAUGUUUAUAAAACAUUU